Molecule: messenger RNA, 309 nt
Organism: Dibothriocephalus latus
Lineage: Eukaryota; Metazoa; Platyhelminthes; Cestoda; Diphyllobothriidea; Diphyllobothriidae
Source: the annotation of a GenBank genome assembly
AUGGUAGUUCAAGUCGAUAUGAGUACUAUAGUCUAUGAAGAAUCCCUAGAUCCGGAGGCACCAGCAUCUGCGCGGCACUGGUUCGUCUUUCUCCGUCUUUUUUCAUCCCUUCCUUCCUUCUUCUUCCUCCGUGCCCUCCUCCUUCGCUUCUUCUUCUUCUUCUUCUUCUUCUUCUUCUUCUUCUUCUUCUCAUUUCCACGCCCCCAAAUCUUUAUUGUUGUUUUCAUCCUCUCCGUUACGCUCAACAUAGUCCUCUCUUUCCUCCGUCCUCUUAUGUCGUGUCCUGACAAGGAAGCUGCAGGAUAUUGA